Molecule: messenger RNA, 447 nt
Organism: Gongylonema pulchrum
Lineage: Eukaryota; Metazoa; Nematoda; Chromadorea; Rhabditida; Gongylonematidae
Source: the annotation of a GenBank genome assembly
AUGCACACUGCACAAGCCAGCGAUCGUCUUGCAAUGAGUGAGAAAUGUCGGCAGCUGUAUGUUAGCAAUCGACUUGCACCAUCUGUUUUCCCAUCCUGGCUUAUCAGUCAGUACUCUGGCCGACUUACCGCUGCUCCACAAAGUGUUCAACUCCUUACUGAUUCCGGAAAAGUCUUCGAUUCUGUUCUGAUUCCUGGAACCAAUGAGAUCUACCUGGUCUAUGAUAGUUCGUAUGCUGAUGGAUAUCGAAGUACGCUACUCAUCGAGUUGCUGCCAAGUAAAGUACCACAGUCGCUUCGCUUGGUGCAUCUGUCAGUCAACGUUGCGGGCAAUCAUUUUCGUACGGUCCUUUCGGCGAUGCCCAAUCUGACGUAUACAUACGCCUGGGAGCAGACUAAUGUCUAUAUUCAGAGGGUCAGUGGACUAGUCAAUGCUAAAAGUAAGUAG